Molecule: messenger RNA, 3679 nt
Organism: Dermatophagoides pteronyssinus (European house dust mite)
Lineage: Eukaryota; Metazoa; Arthropoda; Arachnida; Sarcoptiformes; Pyroglyphidae
Gene: Nup107
Product: nuclear pore complex protein Nup107
Biological process (GO): mRNA export from nucleus; protein import into nucleus; post-transcriptional tethering of RNA polymerase II gene DNA at nuclear periphery
Cellular component (GO): nuclear pore; nuclear pore outer ring
Molecular function (GO): structural constituent of nuclear pore
Source: RefSeq, a predicted model, not a curated record
UUGUAUAUGUCACAGACGGUUGAAGAUUUUUUUUUCAUUUUUCAUUUUUUUAAAAAUUUCAUUUGAUUUGACUGGAAAUUUGAAGGAAACGAAACCAAAUAGAAGAAAAAAAUGUCACAAUCAUCAAGUUUUAAUAAUGAUCGUCAAUCGAUGAAUUAUUCAUUAUUUGAUUCAUUAGCAAUGGAUUCACCGAUUGCUUAUCAACGAAAUUUUUCACGUUUUUCAAAACUUGCCGAUCGAUCUCGUACUUUGUUUGGUGGUAAUAAUUCUUCAGCAUCAUUUGCUGCUAUCGAUGAAUCACCAACAUUGUCUCAAUCAAACAUAUCUGCCGAUUUACAUCAUCAAUCUAUGAAUAUAACAAUACAAUCACCAAUAUCUACUAGUAAAUUGAUAAAUAUAUCAUCAUCAAAUGCAACCAUACAAUAUUCACAGAAUAAUUUAGAUGAUCAACAUAUUACCGAAGAUGAAAUGGCUCGUUUAGCUAUAUUUGAAUCAUUUUUUGAAUUAAAUCAAAAAUAUUUACCACCAUUAGAUUUACAGCAUUCACCAUCACAACAUUCUACUACCAAUGUAUUUACAAUGAUGGAUUUAUUUCAACAAACUUGUGAUGAUAAUCUAUUGGUUACACAACGAUUGUUAGAGAAUAAAAAUCAACAUUCAGAAUAUCAAUUAAAUUAUCUGAAUAAAUUCUGUCAAUUAAUACGUUUGGAACGUAAUAUUUGGUGUCUAUUAAAAGUAUUACUUGGUGAUCGUUGUACCGCUACAAUGAUUACCAACAAUAAUCAUCAACGAAAUCUUUUGGCUGCAGCUAAUAAUAAUUCAGGUUUUGGUGAACUAAAUAAUCAAUCAAUAAUGGAUAUGGAAAUGGAAAUUGAAGAAGAUAUGCGAUUACGUUUAAAUGAUUCGGAAUUAGUUGAACGUGCUAUGGAAAAAAAUUCAAUGUUACGUGAAAUGCAAAUCAUAAUCGAUUGGCUUGAAUCAAUGUAUGAAGAUGAAGAGGAAAAAUCAAUGGAAAAAAUGGAUUUCUAUUCUGAUGGUCCAGCAUAUUGGGAGAAUACAUUACAUCAAUUAAAAAUUUCGUCAAAACAACAACAACAACAACGUAGUAGUAUGUUUAUGACAGCAGCUUCAUUAGGAACGGGAAAAAAUUCAAGAAUUUUAUGUCAAGAAAUGGAUCCAGAUGCACCGAUUCGUAAUGGACAACCAUUACAUGAUUUGGAUAAAGAAGAUGAAAAUCGUCUUUUUCAUCAUCUAUUCAAAUUAAUUCGAUCCGGUCGGCUACCUGAAGGAAAAGAAAUUGCCGAACGUUUUGGUUAUUUUUGGCUAUCGGCUGCAUUGGAAGGUUGGAUUUUUCAUAAUGAUCGAAAUUAUAAUGAAAAAUCUGAACAAUUAAAUAAUGAACAAAAUGAUCAAUUAAUGACAUCAUCAUCACCGAAUAGUCGAAUAUCGAUCGCAUCACAAUAUUCAUCAACAGUUAAACAAUUAGCACCAAUUGAAGGUAAUCCAUAUCGUGAUCUGUGGAAACUUUCAUCAUGGAAAUGUUCAAAAAUGGAUGGUACAAAUCUUUAUGAACGGGCAAUUUUUUCUACAUUCAGUGGAAAUCGUUCAGUAUUGAUGCCAUUAUGUAAUAAAUGGAUGGAUAAAUUAUGGGCAUAUUUUAAAUGUUCACUUGAUGUACAUUUAGAAAAUUUAUUAAUCGAUACAAAUAUUUCUAAACCAGAUAUGCAACCAAGAAGUAAUAUUGAAUUACCAGAUUCUUAUUGGGAUAAUCGUCUUACACCAGAUGAAAUUUUUCGUGAAUUAGAAACACAAUUUAAUUUACAAACAUCAUCAUUUAUAACAAGAUUAGAAGAAGAAUGUUAUCGUGCUAUUGUUAAAGAUAUUAUUUUAUCAAAUAUUGAUUCACUUGUUGAUCAUUUAUAUGAAUGGUCAAAAACAAUACAAACAAAUAGAGAAUCACGAACAAAAAUGAUUGCCGAUCAAAUAUCACGAUCAUCAUGGAAUAAACUUCGUGAUAUGGAAGAAGAAUUAAUGGUUAAAAUUAUUGAACCAAAUCUAUUACGUUUGUUUGCACAUAUUGUUAUCUGUUUGAAAGAAUUAAACCUAAUCAACAUUGAACGUCAUUCGAUAUUAUGUGUAGAAAUUUUAGAAAUUUAUAUUGGAUUUUUAAUCGAAUAUAAAUUAGUUGAAUUGAUUGCAUUCUAUACUAGUUUUCUACCUGAAACUAAACAAGUUCGAACAUUUGCUACAUUAUUGGAAACAAUUGAUGAUGAAUCUGAUCGUCGUCUUUGUUUGAUUAUUGCUAAAAAUGCUAAAUUAAAUUUAUCGGCUAUUCUUUCAAUGGUUAUUGAAAAUAUUCGUUUAAAUAAAACUGGUUAUCAAUUAUUGAAUGCAAAAUCCAUACCAUUUGCUAAUUUUGGUCAUUUUCAAUCGGAUAAUAUGAAAAAUAUUGAUGAACGUUCUGUUGUUGAUGAAUCAAAAUCAAAAAUUGCUAAAUUAUUAUCAAAUACUGUUACUGAAGAUGAUAUUCGAAAAAUUAAUUCAUUAGAUUGGUUACUGUUGGAUGGUGAUAAUCCACAAUAUUUAGAAUUAUUAUGGCAAGCAAAUGCAUUGAUUAGAAAUUUUUUAUUAGAACAAAAAAUUGAUUUAGCAUUUGAAACAUUUAAUAAAUUACCAUCGAAUAUAAUAAAUGAAUCAUAUAAUGAAUGGAAAUUAUCAUUAAAUUUUGAUUAUGGAUUUGAUAUUGAAAAUGUUAUACGUGAAUAUCUUUGUCAUUCAUCAUAUUUUGAAGCUAAUGAAGCAUUUAAAAAAUGGCAUCAUUUUCUUUAUACAACAAAACCACGUGAACCAACUAAACCAAAAACACCAAUCAAUCGUAUUGCCGAUCGUGUACUUUAUGAACAACGACAAAAACAAUUUGAACAAGAUAUGGAAAUAUGGCGUAAUCAGCUUAAUGUUCAAGCUUCAAAUACUACAAAAAAAUUAUUGGCUUUUCUUUGCUUUCCAAAUGGUAUAUGGUUAGAUGUUGUCGAUUCAAAUGUUAUGCAAGAAAUCUAUAUGAAUCAAGAUCGUCAAACAAUCGAUACGAAUGAUAUUCAUUCAUCUCGUAAUCAGAUUUCGAUUGCUGAAGCAACAGCCGGUGAAGAAGCACCAUCAGUUUUAUCAACAGAGAUUGUUAUCGCUGGAAAUGAUCAACAACAACAACAACAAAUGCAUUCAGAAGCUGUUGAUGAUGAUGAUUAUAAUGAUAAUGAUGAUGCACAAUCAUUGAUGACAAUUAAUAGUAUUGGUAUGUGUAAAGAACAUGAAUUGGUCAUUCGACAACAAUUGGAACGUAAACGUAAUGAAUGGCAAAAUUGUCGACCAGGACAAAUGGAUGGCAUACGACGAAUCUAUAUACCACAAUUUUGUUUUCUAUUACAUUCAGUAUAUCGUGAUUCAGGUGAUCAUCAACAAUGUUUACGUGUUGCUGAUUUAGUUGCAGAUGAAAAUCAACGUUUACAUACAACAUUUACACAGGAAAAUUUAUCCGAUUUUCUUGCAUUGAUACGAGAAUCAGCCAUUAAAAUACUUGAUUAUAAAUCUGAUCCAUUUGGUUGUGAUUCUGAUAAUCAUCAACAUUGAUUAACAAUGUUAUUUUUUUAAAUGUCAAUUUGUCAAACAUGAUGUAUUUUUUUCU